Messenger RNA from Dreissena polymorpha, 2951 nucleotides. RefSeq lists its product as uncharacterized. The transcript is spliced from 23 exons. NCBI's taxonomy places the organism in Eukaryota, Metazoa, Mollusca, Bivalvia, Myida, Dreissenidae. The record is from RefSeq and is a predicted model, not a curated record. The coding region runs from base 95 to 2812 and encodes 905 amino acids.
UGGGCUGCUGGCGGUGGUGACAGCUGCAGACGUUCAUCUGUAUGUCAGUCCCACGGGCUCUGACCUCAACAACGGUACAGGCGAAGGCAUCCCUAUGAAAACGAUUCAACAUGCGAUUACAAUCCUCAAGGGAUUUAAGUACGACACGGCCUACAUCGAGUUACUGAAAGGUCAUCACGAUCUUGAAGCAACUUUGCAAAUUAACAUCAGUAACGUCGUCAUACGUUCGUAUCAACGGCAGACCGUAUACGUGACGGGCGGUAAACCAAUCGAAAGCCGUUAUUUUAAGCACGUGACCGACCAUGACGUUCUUGCUACGCUGCCACAUAUUGCACGACAGCACGUCCGCGUGGUUCAUUUGCCGGAUGUUGGUAUCACAAACUUCGGAACAAUCAACGAAUUCGGAUUUUACCGUCAAAAUCCUGCGCCUAUAGAAAUGUUCUUUAACGGGAAACCACUACACGUUGCGCAGUGGCCAAAUGAGGGUUUCAUCAACAUAAUUGAGGUUCCGGCCGGUCCGAACGGUACCAGAUUCCAGUACAACUCGUCGGUACCGACGGGAUGGGUUAAUGAGACGGACCUUUGGGUUUACGGCUACUGGUUCUGGAGUUGGGCGGACAUGUCGGUGAAGGUGGCAACUCUAAAUGCCUCGACGGGCAUCGUCACUUUGGUGAAGAAUCCACAGUUCGGACUUAAAAUUGGUCAUUUUGGAGGGCCUCCAGAACAAGUUCGCUUUGCGGAUCAAGGAGGCUACUUCCGCUUCUACAACGUGUUCUCUGAGCUGGACUCCUCGGGUGAAUAUUACAUGGACAGGAGCUCUGGUAAUCUCUACGUGUGGAUGCCAAAUCAAGACGGAAAUAUCAGUCUCUCAGACGUUACUUACGUUUCCCUCAUCAACGACUGUAUCAAUAUAGCGCAAAAUGUCCACGACAUAACAUUGACCGACUUCACCCUUGAGGCGUGCCGAGGUCAUGGGAUCUCUGGGGUAAACGUUCACGACAUCCAGAUACAAAACCUGGAGAUAAGAAACACAGGUUUAACAGGUGCUUUGUUUUCUGGAGACUCUCGCGACGUCACAAUCUCCCAGUGUAUGAUUCAUGACGUUGGAGGCGGCAUAACUGUUUACGGCGGUAAGCGUGCGCUUCUCGAGUCGUCUGGAGCAGUGAUCGAGAACAACGAGAUAUACGACUUUUCCCGCCUCGGUGCCGUUGGUUACAACGCGAUUACUAUAAACGGUGUGGGGCACUUGGUUAGGCACAAUACGAUCUACAACGGGCAGUACACAGGGAUAAUGUACCAUGGCAAUGACAUUGUUAUGGAAUACAACCACGUGCACCACACGUGCGUGAACGCAUCCGACUGUGGGGCUCUGCACACAGGCAGAGACUGGACAACGCGCGGGAAUAAAAUCCGUUACAACCUCGUGACAGACACACUUAGACUGGUCCCCGGAGCGGAUGUUCGGGGUGUCAUGCUGGAUGACCAGUCUUCAAGUACCACGAUUGUGAACAACGUCUUCUCAAAUAACGAGGUCCAUGUGAAUAUAGGUGGUGGGCGGGACAACAUCGUGGCAAACAAUGUGUUUUAUGGCGCAACUCGAUACAGUAUGCAGGUAGACGGAAGGGGCGUUGGCCAUCCAAAUGAUAAAGAUCUUAUGGAAAGGCUUCACCAAAUGCCGUACACUUCCGCUCUUUGGUCGAUGCGCUACCCGGAACUGGCCAUCAUAGACCAGCGCAAUAAAAGCCUACCGGAAGGCAACCAAAUACACAAAAACGUUGUAUAUAAUAGUGGAACGGUCGGAUAUAUACCGACCAAGAGAGGGUGGUUAGACAACAUAAAGCUGUUUAACGAGACGGACACGAUAUUAGCAUUUGGCAGUACGGACUUCUAUGACGUCGGAAAUGCCGACUUCCGUUUGCGGUGUUUUGCCAAGAACUUGGCCAACGAAGUGGGCUUCGUACAGGUGCCGCCCCCUGGCGAAUACGGCUGCAAAGGGAGUGUUGGUCCAGUGCAUCUGAACAGAGUUCCCGCGACCUUGAGGUCGAACCCAUCCACAGGCCCCUGCACCACAAAGGCGCCUCUGACCACAUCGCCGGCUCCUGCAUAUCUCCCGGAUGGAGCUCGAACUAACAACCUGUACAACGUCUCCGACUCAGGUUGUUGGCUGGUGGUGUCAAAAUGCACGGCACACCCGAACGACGUGGGCACACACCGCGACACGUAUGCGCACGCAAACGACAAUGAGACCGCGUGCUUCCAACGUGCUGUGCAGCAAUGGUAUGACUGUGGUAACCAUGAAAACGAACAGGUCGUAGCCAUAUAUGGACCGUCUGGCGCGAUGACACUGGCGGGUGACGGGUGCUUCAUGUCGACGUAUGGCUGCCCAAAUCAUGGCGGCCCGGUGGACGGCCACGCGCUCACAACCGGAAGUAUCUACCGGGACUCGUACGCGGAGAGUCAAGGUGCUGCUCAUAACGAAGAGACAUGUUUGAGAAGGGCGCAAGCACAGUGGGUUUACUGCGGAUCAUUUGCAAAUCAUCCUGUGACAUCUAUUUACAGACCAUCAGGUGCUGUGAGGACAUCAGGGGCCGGGUGUUGGAUCCACGCCCAGCAGUGUAACAUGAUCCCCAAACCCCGCAGUAUGUUUUAUGACGCUUGGGGAGCGGCAAAUCUGAAUACCGACGACAUCGAAGAGGCGUGUCUACGACAGGCCGUCUAUUACUGGCGGAAGUGCGGCUCGGACCCCGCCUACCCAGUAACGGCGUACUUCCGGCCUUCCACUGCCAGCCACACCUACCCGGCAAUUGCAUAGGACUUGUCACAAUGAUAGAACAUACUCGGUGGCAAACGAAUGGUGUGUAUCCUACAACUUCCAUGAAAAUAUGCCUAUACAUUGUUCCACAAAUCGGAUUUUAAUUGUUGUGUUUUAAAAUAAACAUAUUUUGAAAAUA